Messenger RNA from Beta vulgaris subsp. vulgaris (sugar beet), 3099 nucleotides. RefSeq lists its product as hypothetical. The transcript has 2 exons. The record is from RefSeq and is a predicted model, not a curated record. Lineage: Eukaryota; Viridiplantae; Streptophyta; Magnoliopsida; Caryophyllales; Amaranthaceae. The coding region runs from base 401 to 2602 and encodes 733 amino acids.
AUUCCAUUUCUCCCAACCCCAAAACCCAAUGUUUGCUUUAAAGUUUAAACUAUCGAUUACAAAACACAAAUAAAUCUUAUUAAGUCCUCCCAAAAGCAGCGAAUCCUGCGCUUUGUUUAAUGUUUACAUAAAUAAAACUCCAAAUUUCAUUUUCCUCCCUCUCUUAAAGUCAAAAACUCUCAAAUCUCUCUCUCUCUCUAUCUUCUCUUUCUCUAUCUCUUUCAUGGCCGCCACAUUUCCGCCGCUGUAACACAACACCACACCACACCACCAUACUUCUCCAUCUUAUUCUCUCUCCUAACUUUUCAAUGGCAUCUCAUAUUUUGAUCUGAUCUACGUUAUUUUUCCAUCUUUUGGUUGUUCUUCCUCAUUUUAUCGUAGGUUUUUGCAAGAAAUUAUAAUGGUAAGUAAAUGGAGAAAGGCAAAGUUAGCGUUGGGUUGCAUUCAACUCCCGCGCACUCAAGGAGACAAUAAUAGUAAUAAUAUUUUGUCUUCUUCUUCCGCUGCCGACGUUGUUGCUAACAACAACAACAACAACGUUGGCAUCGGCAUCGGCGAAGGCCCUCGGCGUUUCUCUGACGCUGAGGUUUCUCCCGCCGCUGCCGAUUGCCGUCCUCCUUCUCUUUUAACUCCUACUCCUUCUUCCUCUGGCCUCCGCUUCUCUCGAAACUCUUCCAAAUCAUCUAAGAAGAACUGUGCAAUAUGCCUGACUACUAUGAUCCCCGGCCAGGGUCAUGCUAUUUUUACCGCUGAGUGCUCACACUCAUUUCACUUUCAUUGCAUCACCUCUAAUGUGAAGCAUGGCAAUCAUAUAUGCCCAGUUUGCAGAGCAAAGUGGAAAGAAAUUCCCUUCCAAGAUCAAACUCCUGAAGUUCUUCGCAGAAAGCUGAGAUCCAACUCAGUGAAUUGGAACAGAGAUAACCCAUUGGUGGCUGCUUUACAUCAGCUUCCUCUUCCGCAACCAGAUGCUAAUCAGAACAUAUUUCCCACAUACCGUGUUGCUGAACCUGCUGUUACGUUCGACGAUGAUGACCCUAUAGAGGAGCAACACACGUUUAGGGAACAAUCUGCUCAUAAUACUUCUGACAGCUCUAUCAGAAGGGUGGAGAUAAGGGCAUGCCCUGAAGUGUCGGCCAUUGCUAAGUCUGCCUCUUAUGAUAACUUCACAGUGCUGAUACACCUGAAGGCUCCUGUUGCAAGAGUAAGCAAUUAUAAUCCCAGUUCGCCAUCAGGGUCUCAACAUUCUCGGGCCCCAGUUGAUCUAGUUACUGUUCUAGAUGUGAGUGGCAGCAUGGCAGGUACCAAACUUGCAUUGCUUAAACGAGCUAUGGGAUUUGUGAUACAGCACCUUGGCCCCCGUGAUAGGCUCUCGGUCAUUGUGUUUUCUUCUUCAGCCAGGCGUCUCUUUCCCCUUCGCCGGAUGACAGACACUGGAAGACGUCAGGCCCUCCAGGCAGUUAAUUCCCUUUCUUCUAAUGGGGGAACUAAUAUUGCUGAAGGUCUGAAGAAGGGGGCUAAGGUAAUGUUAGAACGAAAGUACAAGAACCCAGUUAGCAGCAUAAUCCUUUUAUCUGAUGGGCAGGACACUUAUACUGUUGUUGGUCUUCCUGGAGUACAAUCAAGGAACGAUUACAAGUCUCUUCUUCCAAAUUCAAUCCAACAGAUUUCAGGAACAAGCUGUCAGAUACCAGUGCAUACGUUUGGGUUUGGUGCAGAUCACGAUUCUGUUUCAAUGCAUUCUAUCUCAGAAGGCUCUGGAGGGACAUUUUCGUUUAUAGAGGCUGAAGGUGUGAUUCAGGAUGCUUUUGCGCAGUGCAUUGGAGGUCUACUGAGUGUGGUUGUACAAGAGCUAAAGUUGGAACUUGAGUGUGUAUACCCUAGUUUGCAACUUGGCUCAAUCAAAGCUGGAAGCUACAACGCUCAGCUGAUGCCUGAUGCAAGAACAGGUCACAUAAAUGUCGGGGAUUUGUAUGCUGAAGAAGAAAGGGAUUUUCUUGUCACAAUGAAUAUUCCUCACACCUCUUUAAGUGAAAUGCCGUUGCUGAAGGUUAGGUGCAAAUAUAACGAUCCAAUCACAAAUGAUAUGGGAAUAUUAAGUGAAGUUGAAGAAGUCAUAAUCAAUAGGCCAGAGACAACGGGGCAUGUAGAGGUUUCCAGAGAGGUGGAUAAGCAGCGUAACAGGCUAAAAGCAGCAGAUGCUAUGUCAGAGGCUAGAUCUGCUGCUGAACAUGGUGAUCUGGCUGGUGCAGUGUCUAUCCUUGAGACUUGUCGGCAGACAUUAUCAGAAAGUGCAUCAGCAGAAGAUCCCCCCUGUGUGGCACUAAUUAAUGAACUAAAGGAGAUGCAAGACAGGAUGUCUAGCCGUCAAGUCUAUGAGGCAUCUGGAAGGGCAUAUGUUUUGUCUGGACUGAGUUCACAUUCAUGGCAGAGAGCAACUGCAAGAGGUGAUACCACAAGUAGCACCAGUCUUUCUCAAUCUUACCAGACCUCUUUCAUGGCUGAUAUGAUUACUCGCUCUCAGACGAUGGUGCUUGGUAGUUUACCGGCUUCACCUCCUGUGAGGCCUCCUCGAUCGCUUUCUGGACGUCCAAGUCCUAGGUAAUUUGCAGCCUAAGCUGAUUUCGAGGUUACUCAUUAUAACUACAAUCUACAUAUAUCCUGUUUUUGUUAUUAAAUUUAUCCUUUAGAUCUUAGUUCUGUUUAGAGCAGGUGGGGAGAGGAAGAAUAGGAAGUGGAGGGUGGUUUCGGAGUUUGUGAAUUGUGGAAAAUGGUGUGGGUAUACCUUGCACAUUGUAAAUGAGUAAAAUAAUAAUGGGAGAGAAAGGGGAAAAUAGUUUUUGAGGAAAAUUUUGGGUGGGAAUGGUAUAGGUGGGUUAUUGGUUUUUUCUUUAAUUGGGUUAGAAUUCUUGGUGUUUUUGUACAUAAAGAGAAAAUGUCAUGUGUUCUCUUUGGGAAGAAGAGAGGGUAUAGCCUUGCAAAUGUAAUAUUGCUUUGGGUAUUGGAGGUUGUUAAAAUUCUUGUCAAAGUGAAUGAAAUAUUCACUCUUGAUUCUUUCCACAUAUUCCUAAAUGCCCAUAUUAUCUGAUUUAUUAUUAUUAA